AUGCCAACGUCUAGUGCUGCAGCUAAUGGUUUGUAUCAACCGAAGCAUCAUUUAAGAAAGGUUAAUCCAGAACCAACUAAUAGUAAUGCAUUUUCAAAUGGGGAUGAGAUUGAGGAUAUUCAAUGGGCUGAAUCAUCAUCCAUACAAUGGGCUCAAUCGUCAUCCACACAAUGGGCUCAAUCAUCAUCGACACAAUGGGGAACCUCUCCUUCAACAAUAGCAUUUUCAAAGUCCGCUAUUAAAUCCGGUUCCGUAAAAUCGAACAAUGGUCAAUCAACUGAGAAAAAAUCACCCACUUCGAAUGGGUCUGUAUUGUCAUCUUCAUCUGUGUGUCACUACUAA
Molecule: messenger RNA, 342 nt
Organism: Rotaria sp. Silwood1
Lineage: Eukaryota; Metazoa; Rotifera; Eurotatoria; Philodinida; Philodinidae
Source: the annotation of a GenBank genome assembly